Molecule: messenger RNA, 684 nt
Organism: Anopheles cruzii
Lineage: Eukaryota; Metazoa; Arthropoda; Insecta; Diptera; Culicidae
Product: protein-L-isoaspartate(D-aspartate) O-methyltransferase-like
Exons: 1
Coding region: 1-684 (227 amino acids)
Biological process (GO): protein modification process
Cellular component (GO): cytoplasm
Molecular function (GO): protein-L-isoaspartate (D-aspartate) O-methyltransferase activity
Source: RefSeq, a predicted model, not a curated record
AUGGCUUGGACAUCAAAGGGCAUCAACAACGCCGACCUUGUGCGGCAGCUGCAAGACUGCAACAUAAUUAAAAGCGGUUCAGUGGGACAGGCGAUACUGGCGACUGACCGUCGGCACUAUGUGCCACCGAAUUUGGAUCCUUACGUAGACUCGCCCCAGAGCAUCGGCCAUGGAGCAACCAUCAGUGCACCGCACUUGCACGCCUAUGCACUGGAGCUGUUGGAAAAGCACCUGAAGCCGGGCAGCAAGGUGCUGGAUGUGGGCUCCGGAUCGGGCUACCUCACGGCUUGCCUCGCACGGUACAUCCAUCAGCAGCCGAACGCCACCGGAGUUGUGGUCGGAAUCGAGCACCAGCCCCGUUUGGUGGAGCUGGGCCGCAGGAACGUCGGAGCGGACGACCAAACGUUGAUCGACACGGGCAAAGUGAUUCUCAUCGAGGGCGAUGGGCGGCUGGGAUGCAAGGACUAUGCACCGUACGAUUGUAUCCACGUGGGAGCCGCUGCUCCGGGAAUCCCCAAAAAACUCAUCAAUCAGCUGAAACCGGGCGGCAGGCUGGUGGUUCCCGUUGGUCCCGUCGGUGGCAUGCAGCACUUGGAGCAGAUUGAUAAACGGCUGGACGGGACGGUACGCCGGAAGCAGCUGAUGUACGUGGCGUGCGUACCGCUCACGGACCUCCAGGUGUGA